AUGGAGGAGAGAAUACAGUUCGACAUCAACGAUUCACUCAAGUACUACUUGAGUGAUCCCACAUCGAUCCCAACCCCCGAUGCAGACCCUGAGCUGCUGGAUUGCGAAACAGACCCCGAUCAGCUGUCAGCGGCCUUGGUGGACAAUGUAUUGAAUCCAAUCGUGGACGCGGUGGCGGAGAAUCCCGAAGGAUUGACGAGAGGCUCGUUUUUUGAUUCCCUCCAGUUUCUGUUAAAGUGCGCCCCGGUCCCUUCCCAACUCCCCUAUGGAGGCUUCUGCCCACCUGGAAUCGACUCUGAACUCUUGAAAUCUUGCAGAUAUUCGACGUUUCUCCCCACCAAGUCGCUCAGCAAACUUCUUGAUCUCAUUGUCUCCGGGCUGUCUGUUGAAGCCGAUAUCAUUUACGGAGAUCUUGAAUCGGACGAACAGGAUGCCAUCCAACACCACAAGCAGCUGCUGGAGAUGUACGGUUUUCUUCUUCAAUGGGCCCUAUCUGCUGUCGAGGUGAAGGCUGCCGAAAAGCCGGCGGAGGCUGUGCCAGCGCGACGAGGAGGCCCGAAAUCCAAGUCCAAGUCAGCCAAGGAUGGUCAUUGGGAUUGGACACCCCAGAUCCAAAUAUCAAUGGAGACAAUGUGCAAGGUGAUGAAACUGAAGCUUGGCCGGAUUUUUCUGACUACUUCCGAUCGUGACACUUUUAUUAAUCUCUUUACCCGCACGAUUUAUCUGGUUCUCGAGAGCGAACAACGCGUCAAGAGCAUGACUAUCCGCAUGCAUGCUUUCAAGGUUCUUUGCAUCGCGGUGAAGCAUCAUGGUCAUGCCUUUGGCGCGCAGACGUCCAUUGUGCAGAGCUUGACCUAUUUCGAGCAUCUGUCAGAGCCCAUGGCCGAAUUCCUUCAUAUCCUCGCCGAGCAAUAUGAUUAUCCCCAACUCUCGGAUGAGAUUUUAAAGGAGCUCGGGAACAAGGAGUUCAACUCCAACGACACGAGAGGGCCUAAAUCCGUAUCUGCCUUUAUUAUCAAACUCUCCGAGCUGGCCCCCCGGUUGAUCAUUAAGCAAAUGACUCUCUUGGCCAAGCAGCUCGACAGUGAGGCUUAUACCCUCCGGUGCGCCGUAAUUGAGGUUUGCGGGAACCUCAUAUCCGAUCUCAGCAGACAGGAAGAACCCAGCGAAAACUACAAGACCCAGAUCAACGCCUUUUUUGACGUGCUGGAAGAGCGAUUCCUCGAUAUCAACCCCUACUGCCGCUGUCGAGCUAUUCAGGUCUUCAUGCGGAUCUGCGAUUUGGAGCAAAAAUUCCCUAAGCGCCGACAGGCAGCCGCAGAAUUGAGCGCGAGAAGCCUAGAAGACAAAAGCAGUAAUGUCCGACGUAACGCGAUCAAACUGCUGUCGAAACUGGUUUCAACCCACCCGUUCAGCGUCAUGCACGGCGGGCAACUGUCAUACAAAGAAUGGACAGAGAGGCUCGAUGGAGUAGAUAACGAACUGAAUGCCCUGCGGCCUCCGGAGACUCCAGGAUUUGAUGCAGGAGAUGUCACGCAAGUUGACAGUGAACUAUUGGACGAAGCAACCCAAAUACCGGAUGAUUCUCCAUCCAAGGCACCCCGAAUGACUGAGGAGGAAAAGGCCGUCGCCAUGCAAAAAGCGGCCGAGCAGGCUGCGACUUCUGAGUUGCUCACCCGAAUGCAACUUACCAGGAAGUACUACAACGAAGCCAUCCGCUUUAUCGAGGUGCUACAUUCGGCCUCCAGCGUGGUUUCCCAGCUGCUCUCGUCUCGAAACAAGAGCGAAGUGAUCGAGGCCAUGGAUUUCUUUGUCGUUCUUGAUGCGUAUAAAGUGGAGACGGCGCGCAGUGGAAUACGUCGCAUGCUGCGUUUGAUUUGGACCAAGGGCAACAGUGAUGAAGGGAAAGGCGUUCAGUCACAUUUGAUCGAUUGCUACAAGGAUCUCUUCUUCGAUGCACCAGACUCGUUCAGCCCCAACGAUGCAGCAAACUACAUCGCCCGCAAUAUGAUCAGUUUGACCUUUGGGUCGACACCUGCAGAGCUCACUUGCCUCGAGCAACUGCUGAGUACGAUGAUGAAAGCUGGUCACAUACCGGAGACAGUGAUCGCCAAACUUUGGCAGGUCUAUGGCGUCCAGAAAAAGGAAAUUUCACGGACACAGCGUCGAGGUGCCAUCAUUGUGCUCGGCAUGCUCGCCAUAGCGGAUCCGGAAGUUGUGGUAAAGGAGAUUGAAACAAUGUUGCGCAUUGGUCUUGGGGGCUUGGGGAGGUCUGACCUCGUGCUGGCCAAGUAUACUUGCGUUGCGUUGCGGCGCAUGGUUCCGGGGCGUCAAGCCAAAUCGAAGGAUAUCGGCAUCCCCAAGCUUGCCAACGACCACGCUGUUCUGACCAAGCUUGCUGCCAUGGUCGAGAUUGUGUCUGACAGUAAGGAGUGGUAUGGGGUGGCCGAGCAAGUGAUCAGCGCCAUCUAUACUCUUUCCAAGCAUCCCGAUGUUCUUUGCUCUGACAUCCUUAGACGGAAAACUAAGUUUGUCUUCCAGCCUCACGUCCAACGUCCAUCCUCUUCCCAUUCAUCCACCAAUGGGGAGGAUCAGCGACCAGGGACUGCGUCCUCGGAGGAUCAGGGGUCUAAGCCGAAGCCCUCGUCUGCUGCGCUCUCGCAGCUACUCUACGUCGUGGGGCAUAUCGCAAUCAAGCAAAUUGUGCAUUUGGAGCUGUGUGAACUCGAUUUCAAGCGGCGCAAGGCUGAACAGGAGAAGAACAAAGUGGUAACUCCUGCUCCUCAGGCGAACGAGGAAGCUGCCGAAGAUGACGAGCUCGAUCUCAUCGGUGGGACAACCGAAGACGAUUUCACGGACGCCAUGGCUCAUAUCCGAGAACGCGAGCUCCUCUACGGCGAGAACUCCCUGCUCGCCAAGUUCGGUCCGUUGGUGGCGGAAAUCUGUGCCAAUAAUAAUACCUAUUCAGAUCGCGAUCUCCAAGCAGCGGCGACUUUGUGUCUGGCCAAACUCAUGUGUGUGUCGGCUGAGUAUUGUGAAAAGAACCUCCCACUCCUGAUCACAAUCAUGGAGCGAUCCGAAGACCCAAUCGUGCGCAGUAAUGCGGUCAUUGCGCUCGGCGACAUGGCCGUCUGCUUCAACCACCUCAUUGACGAGAACACUGAUUUCCUAUAUCGUCGCCUGAACGACGACGAUGCCUCCGUCAAGCGAACCUGCCUCAUGACGCUCACCUUCCUCAUUCUAGCCGGCCAGGUCAAGGUCAAGGGACAGCUGGGGGAGAUGGCAAAGUGCCUGGAAGACGACGACAAGAAGAUCGCCGAUCUAGCGCGCAUGUUUUUCACGGAGCUCGCCACCAAAGACAAUGCCGUAUACAACCAUUUUGUCGACAUGUUCAGUCUGCUCAGUGCAGAACGCAAUCUGGAGGAGGCGUCGUUGCGCCGCAUUGUCAAGUUCUUGAUCGGGUUUGUCGAGAAGGAGAAACAUGCCCGCCAGCUGGCCGAAAAACUGGCCGCUCGACUCCCCCGCUGCGAAACCGAACGACAGUGGAACGAUGUCGCCUAUGCCCUGUCCCUGCUACCGCAUAAAAAUGAGGACAUCACCAAGACUGUCAGCGCAGGGUUCAAUAAGGUCGCCAGCGCGGCUGCUUAA
Messenger RNA from Penicillium alfredii, 3648 nucleotides. RefSeq names its product condensin subunit YCS4. The coding region runs from base 1 to 3648 and encodes 1215 amino acids. The transcript is spliced from 5 exons. Lineage: Eukaryota; Fungi; Ascomycota; Eurotiomycetes; Eurotiales; Aspergillaceae. Gene Ontology annotation, molecular function: histone binding. The record is from RefSeq and is a predicted model, not a curated record. Gene Ontology annotation, cellular component: condensed chromosome, centromeric region; nucleus. Gene Ontology annotation, biological process: meiotic chromosome condensation; mitotic cell cycle; mitotic chromosome condensation.